CGCCGUGAAAGGCAGCCCGCCGGCACCGAAUCGCUCGCAUCCCACCCCCAAGCAUGAAUUCGAAUUAGGCUGCCGCCGCAAUACCCACGCCUCUCCAACUGCCAUCCCUCGUUUGGCCUCUCAACAUCUCCCAUCUAGCCCUCCCUAGCCCUCCCGCCGCACUCCUUCUCCCGAGCAUGCACUUCGCAAUGCCGCCUCGAAAGACGUCGCGGCCGCCGCCGUAUGCUGCGCGUAACCAGAGCUCACUACCUAUUCCGCCUGCACUGAAGAACCUAUUACGGAGAGAUAAGGUGCGGUUGCUUGCACUCGGCAUAUUAGGCUUCUUGACAAUACUAUGGCUCUUGGGACGGAUAGGCGGCCGAGGAGGCAGAAGCACUCCUGCAAUAGCAAAGGUCGCGAUAGGGACCGGCCCGCCGGUGGUGAUAGUCACGGUGCUGGAUCCCAAGGCGAAUCCGGCGUGGAUUGAGAAGAUCAAGAAGAACCGGGAGGAUUAUGCGAAAAGACAUGGCUACCUCACCUUCUUCCCCAACAACACCCAAUACCCGCUCCGCAACUCGCCGCCCUCCUGGUCGAAAGUCCCCGCGAUUCGGCACGCCAUGACGCUGCACCCCGGCUCGACUUUCUUCUGGUACCUCGACAGCACCGCGCUGAUCAUGAAUCCCUCGAUAAACCUGCAGACGCAGCUACUUAAUGCGGCCCGCCUCGAGAAGCUCAUGAUCAUCAACGAGCCCGUGGUCCCUCCAGACAGCGUCAUCAAGACCUUCGGCAACCUGAAGGGCAACAGAAUAGACUUCGUCGUUACACAAGAUAAGGAGGGUCUGACGCCCACCAGCUUCAUCAUUCGGAACGGCGAGUGGGCCAAGUACUUCCUAGACGCCUGGUUCGACCCGAUCUACCGGAGCUACAACUUCCAGAAGGCGGAGACGCAUGCGCUGGAACACAUCGUGCAAUGGCACGGCACCAUCCUAGCCAAGCUCGCCCUCGUCCCGCAAAACAUGCUCAACUCGUAUGCCUCCGGCCCCGCGAACCCGAAGCAUGGAAAGUACAAGGAGGGCGAUCUCGUCGCGAACUUCCCCGGCUGCGACAAGGAUAAGCGGGAUUGCGCCGACGAGCAGCAACCCUUCUUCGACAUCCUCGACGGGAAGAACAAGGGCCAGGACUAAAACCGGCCCCAGAAGAAAUUAUGCACAAGGAGCCCAAGAGACAUCGCCGUGUCGCAGAGAAAGGGGCAGACGUCGCCACUAAGAAGAUGGCAAUGGCGCUCGGACAGCGGUUUUGGGCGGGCACGACAUCGCACUGGGCGAGACCGUGCGUUCGGUAGGCGUAAAGGCGUUGGUGCUGACGCAUUUGGGAGCAUUCAGUACCGCAUUUAGGAUGGAUGUCUUUAGACCAGUGUAGGGAGGUCUAGUGGCUAUAUGUGUGUUUCGAUAUGAGAGAGCAUUAUGGGCCGCCCGGCUUCACGGAGCGGAAUUCAUGUACUUGGUGUUAAAUGUUGGAGUUAUCCGGUAUCUACUACAUACAGCUAAUCUACAACUCCAUGUUCAAGAAGUUCUCCAGCGCUCCGCUAGUAUGAAGGUGGCACUGGAUGAACCUGUCCAAUGCGCGUACAGUAAUA
Molecule: messenger RNA, 1615 nt
Organism: Trematosphaeria pertusa
Lineage: Eukaryota; Fungi; Ascomycota; Dothideomycetes; Pleosporales; Trematosphaeriaceae
Product: glycosyltransferase family 34 protein
Exons: 3
Coding region: 189-1163 (324 amino acids)
Biological process (GO): protein N-linked glycosylation
Cellular component (GO): Golgi membrane; mannan polymerase complex
Molecular function (GO): alpha-1,6-mannosyltransferase activity
Source: RefSeq, a predicted model, not a curated record